CUGGUAUUGGAAUUAAAGAAUAAUGCAAGUAAAUUACUGCUGGCGAUUAUGGAGAGCAGAGGUGACAGCGAAAACGCCGAGAGGAUCAUGUACAAUAUGAAUCCGAAACAGCUCGUUGAUGUGGCGUGCAAGGCUUUCCAUCAGGAAUCGCUGGAUGACACCGGCGACGUCGACGACACCUCGACAAACGGAGAGGAAGGAGUAUCGCCCAAAGAGGUUGGACAUAAUAUUUACAUCUUGUGCCAUCAAUUAGCGCAGCACAAUAAAGAACUGGCAGUGAUACUGAAACCAUCGGAGCAGAAUAAUGCGGAUCCAAAAUUAAUAAAGCGUUACAAUACUAUGCAUCUCAUACAGCUCAAAUAGAGAUUGUGAGACACGAUAGAACACUCGAACAAAUUGUCUU
This is a messenger RNA of Nylanderia fulva, 403 nucleotides long. Lineage: Eukaryota; Metazoa; Arthropoda; Insecta; Hymenoptera; Formicidae. The record is from RefSeq and is a predicted model, not a curated record.